AGAUGUGCCAAAAAAAAUCUCUAAUUAGUCUGUAUUGGGAUAUUGAUUUAGGUAGUAUUGUGUUGUAUUUUGUUUCUGCGAGCAGAAUAAUAGUAAAAUAAAAAUAAUUCGCAGUAAAAUGUUUUGUUUAUAAUUUUUGCAUUUUAAACAAUAAAACAAAAGAUAAUAGUCUCGUAAAAAAAAAAACAGAAUCAUUGGAAUAUUUUGUAUUCGUUUUGAUAUUUAAAAUUUUCGUUAAUAUUUCGCAUUAUUGGAAUGCUAAAGUUUACAAAAAAAAAAUUGAAAAAUUUGUAUAGUUAAAUGAUUAAUUUUGAGAUAAAAAUAAAACACAAAAAUAAUAUAACAAAGCAAUAAAUUUUUUAUGAUAAGCGUGAUCUUCUGUGAUUUUACGAUUUUUUACAAAAAGCUGCUAAAAAAUCGAAUCUUAAAUAUGAAAAUACUAGAUAUAGCAACAAUAAGAUAGCGUGACUCAUAUAAAUAUAAAAUAUAAAACAUAAAAACAUAAAAUCAAAAAUAUUUUUGAUGUCCGAAAUCUGCCCUUUAAAAAAGGGAUUCGUUUUUUUUUUUUUGUUUUAAAAUCAAUUGUUUCAAAACAGCUUAAUAACAAUAAUAAAUAAUAAGUAUUUAUAUAGACUCGUAAAAAAAAAAAAAAUUCUAUUACUUAAAAAAAUCUACGCAUAUUAUUUUUGAUAUCUGUUUUCUAUUUUAUGAAAACUGCCAAAUAAAAUAAUUAAAUAUGUGUUGUAAAUGUUGCAGUCAAGUGCAGAGAAAACUUUGGGUUUUUGGUACUGGUACAUUUUUAUUAAUAUUAGGUUUAAUUAUAGGAUUAAUAUGGCCACCAUUAUCUGAAAAAAUAUUAAAUCAGCAAUUGGAAUUGAGAAAUGGUUCUAUGAACUAUCAUAAUUGGAUUGAAACACCGAUACCAAUGUAUUUCGAUUUGUAUUUAUUUAAUUGGACUAAUCCUCAUGAAUUAGCGGAACCUGGUUUUAAACCAAAAUUUACUGAAUAUGGUCCAUUAGUUUUUACUGAAAAACAUACGCGUGUUGAUGUAGAUUGGAAUAAAAAUAAUACAGUAUCAUAUUAUCAAGUUAGAGAAUGGCAUUUUAUGCCAGAAUUAUCAAAUGGUACUUUAAAAGAGCCAAUUACUCAUGCAAAUGUGAUUACUGCGACUGUAGCACAUUUGAUGAGAAAUCAAAGUAAAUUGGUAAAAAAAGCUAUAAAUUAUCUUCUAAAUCAUAAAGGUGGAGAUCUCACAUGGACAAAACCGGCUGGUGAAUGGCUUUUUGAUGGAUUUGAUGAUAAACUUUUAACAUUUUUGAAGAAAUUUAAUUCACCAGCUAUUGAUAUACCAUUUGAGAAGUUUGGAUGGUUAGUUGAUAGAAAUAUGUCAAAAACAUAUGAUGGUCGAUAUGGCAUGUUUACUGGAACUGAUGAAAUUAAUAAAUUGGGUUAUUUAACCGAGUGGAAUUAUUCGAAUAAAACUAAAUUUUAUGAAGGGACAUGUGCCAUGGUUAACGGUACAAGUGGUGAAUUAUGGCCUCCAUCGAUUGAUACAAAUAGUUUUGUUUCCGUUUUCGCAAGUGAUAUAUGCCGUUCAAUUGAUAUUUACCCCCAAGAUAGUUAUACACUUCAUGGAGUUACUGGAACUAUUUGGAAAGCUACAAAUCGUACUUUAGAUAACGGUCAAAUUGAUCCAAAUAAUGUUUGCUUUUGUCCAGAUGGAGAUCCAAACAAAUGUCCUAAAAGUGGUGUCAUUGAUGUUUCAAAAUGUCGUUGGAAUGCACCUGUAUCAUUUUCGUUUCCACAUUUUUAUUUAGCAGAUCCAUCGUAUGUUGAAGCUGUUGAAGGUAUUAAACCAGAAAAAGAGAAACAUGAAUUUUAUAUGGCUUUAGAACCAACUGCUGGUAUACCAAUAUCAGUUAGUGCCAAAUUUCAAAUUAAUAUGAAAUUACAGCGUGACGAAGAAAUCGAUAUUUAUAAACAUGUUCAAGAAGACGUAGAAAUGCCUAUGUUUUGGUUUGCUCAAAGAGCUGAAUUAGAUGAAGACACAGCUUCAAAAGCGAAAUUGGCUCUUGCUCUUCCAAUUAUUGGUGUAGCUGUUGGUUACAGUGUAGCUGGUGUUGGAGCAAUUAUAAUAAUUGUUGGAAUUACUUUAUCUAUUUUAAAAAAGUGGGGGGGAUCAUAUCAUGAUGAUAGACAACCACUGAAUGAUGAAUUCGGAAAUCAAAACUUCUAUAUUUUGCAUAAGUACCUAAUUAAAUUUACUAUUAAAAAUAUGUCUCGUAAACAUUGUAGCGGUGCUCAAAAAAAACUUUGGACAUUUUUCACUGGUUUAUUAGUUUUAGUAAUUGGAUUAUGUUUGGGAAUUCUAUGGCCAACAUUAUCUAAAACAAUAUUCCAUAAACAAUUACAAUUACGAAAUGGAUCAGCAGCAUAUUACCAAUGGAUCAAUAGAUCUGUACCAACAUAUUUUGAUGUGUAUCUAUUUAAUUGGACCAAUCCCCACAAAUUACAGGAACCAAAUUUUAAGCCACAUUUUGUUGAAUAUGGGCCACUUGUUUUUAGUGAAAAACGUAUAAUUGUUGAUAUUAAUUGGAAUCCAAAUCAUACCGUUUCAUUUCAUGAAAUUAAACAAUGGAAUUUUGAACCAAUUUUAUCAAAUGGUACUUUAGAUGAACCAAUAACACAUGCCAACGUUAUAACUGCGAUUGUAGCAAAUAUAAUGAAAAGUCAAAAUGAUAUAGUAAAAGAACUUGUAAAUUAUAUGCUUAAUAAUACUGGUAGUUUAACAUGGACUAAACCAGCUGGUCAAUGGAUAUUUGAAGGUUUUGAUGAUAAACUCUUAUCAUUCUUAAAACAAUUUAAUUCAUUUUUAAUUGAUAUUCCACUUGAGAAGUUUGGAUGGUUAGUUGACAGAAAUAUGUCAAAAACAUAUGAAGGUCAUUUUGAAAUUAAUACAGGCACUGAUGAAAUUCAUAAAUUAGGUUAUAUAACAUAUUGGAAUUAUUCACGUAAAACUGAUUUUUAUGAUGAACAUUGUAGUAUGAUUAAUGGUACAGAAGGAGAUUUAUGGCCACCAUUAAUUGAUACAAAUAAAUUUUUAUCAAUUUUUAUACGUGAUAUUUGUCGUUCUGUUAAUAUUUAUCCAGAUGUUGAUAUAUUAUUAUAUGGAGUUAGUGGUACUAUUUGGAAAGCAACACAAUUAACAUUAGAUAGCGGUCAAAUAGAAAAAAAUAAUUUAUGUUUUUGUCCAAAUAGUAAUAUUAAAGAAUGUCAUAAAUAUGGUGUUGUUGAUGCAUCAAAAUGUUUUUGGGGUGCACCAAUUUCAAUUUCAUUUCCACAUUUUUACUUAGCCGAUUCAAGUUAUAUUGAAGCAAUUGAAGGUAUUAAACCUGAUAAGAAAAAACAUGAAUUUUAUAUAGCAUUAGAAAAAUCAGCUGGUAUACCAAUUGUCAGAAAUAUGAAAUUUCAAAUUAAUAUGAAAUUACAGCAUGUGCAAGGAAUUGAUAUUUAUAAAGAUAUUAAAAAAGAUGUACUGAUGCCAAUGUAUUGGUUUAAUCGAAGAUCUGAAUUAGAUAAGGAAACUGCAUCUAAAAUUAAACUCAAUCUAGCACCCCCUAUUAUAAUUAUUUCAAUUGGAUAUAGUUUAGCUGCUGUUGGUUUUGUUAUUUUAAUAGCAGGAAUUGCACUUAUUGUGGUAAAACAAUGAAAGUAUUGUAAUUUU
Condylostylus longicornis is the source of this 3724-nucleotide messenger RNA. RefSeq lists its product as uncharacterized. Bases 737 to 3709 code for a protein of 990 amino acids. The transcript has 11 exons. Gene Ontology annotation, molecular function: scavenger receptor activity. Gene Ontology annotation, cellular component: cytoplasm; membrane. NCBI's taxonomy places the organism in Eukaryota, Metazoa, Arthropoda, Insecta, Diptera, Dolichopodidae. The record is from RefSeq and is a predicted model, not a curated record.